This is a messenger RNA of Aplysia californica (California sea hare), 3335 nucleotides long. RefSeq lists its product as uncharacterized. The coding region runs from base 782 to 3283 and encodes 833 amino acids. Gene Ontology annotation, cellular component: membrane. Gene Ontology annotation, molecular function: netrin receptor activity. The transcript has 2 exons. Lineage: Eukaryota; Metazoa; Mollusca; Gastropoda; Aplysiida; Aplysiidae. The record is from RefSeq and is a predicted model, not a curated record. Gene Ontology annotation, biological process: netrin-activated signaling pathway.
CUCUUACCAAAAUGUAAAUCUUCUUCUUCUUCUCCUUCUUCUGUAUAAAAAUUAUUGAAUAGUCGGGCUCUUUUCUCUCUACAGUUUCCAAGUUCAUUCGACAGUUGUUGUCUCCUUGGAUCACUUAGUAUAAAAGGCACGCCUUAUUUCAUCAUGUGACAAGAAUGGGCCGGACUGGCAAAGUAAACGAUAUGCAGCGGAGGGUUUCUCAGACUGACGCGUGUGGUGCCUGCCCGGAUCCUCCUACCCCUAUCUUUUGAAGUCGGCGUUAGAAACCCACGUUACCAAAUGUUAAUACGUUCAGACAAUCACACUAUAAAAAAAAUAAUUUUGAAACGUUUGGAAGUCCUGAAGUAUUUGGUGGAGGGAAGCAGAAUAAUUAAGAAACGUUUACGGCAUCAUAAGUAACAUUGAAGCUUAUUGAAUGGAUGAAACUGCAGAAAAUUCUUUGGAACCUCGAACUGCAUAUCAGUGAAAGGAAAAGAAAGAUACUGGAAAUACCGAAGUAUAUCAAUGCAUAUACAGUGGAAGGCAAAAGAAUAUUGAUGAAAAAGUUGGUAACCCCUCAACAUUUCUCGUAAUUAAUAAGGAAAAAAAUAUAUGCACCUCGAAACAGGUACGGAAGAGUGAAGAGAAGCUCACUAACAAUAUUGUGGAAACGCAAGGCGUGUGGUGUGGAAAACAAGAACAUAUAAUUUUAAAAUUGUGUGGUACCUUGAAACUAUUCUGAGGCAGAUAAAAAGAGCAACAGCACCGUGUUGGAAAAUAACCGACGUCAACUAUGGCAAACGACACUCCUCCGCCAAUGCCUGAGCCUGGUGAAGGCCCCCAGGAGUUUGGUCGCGGGUUUGUAUUAGCUGUGGGCGUUGCCUGUGCUUCUGUAGCCGUUCUUCUCACCCUCUUGGCCGUUUUCAUCUACUCCAGGUUUUGCACUGGAAGGCACAGAGCUCAAAAUGGAUGUUUGUGCUCUGGAAGCAUUCCCGUACUGAACUGCCAGCUUAGCCAUCUAGCGGCCCUCCCUUUUCAAGGCCAGCAGGUACGUCGCUGCGGGUGUUCCCAGCUCGCACAUCCUCCGUCCUACCACAGUUUCGGGGACAACUUAGAUGAGGGAGUGGAGCAUGUUUCUCGUCGAAGCGUUUCCCAACAUGACCUCACAUCCCCCGAGCAGCCUCUGAAUCCCGCAGCCUUAAGCCACCGAGGUUCUGAUGGCCAGUUCCUGCCUAGUGCAACCUUCUACGGUGCCUCUCAGAACUCGACGGCUGUUCCCAUGUCUGGCUCGUGUGCAGCACAUUCAACGUACACUCCAUGUACCCCCCGCCGGGAUGCUCACAGACAACGAAGACCGUGUUAUCCUGCUGAGCGUCAGGAUGACGCCAGUCACACAGAAGCUCCUUCCGUUCCGUCUUCCACAGCCACUGUUUUCUCCCUUGGCCACAGCCAGCAGAGUGACACGCGCUCAUUUUUCACUCAGAGGACACCAAUUGGAGAUUCCACUCGCCACGACUCACCUAGACAACCUCGCAUCAUUCAAGCUCAAAGCCACACCCCACAGGUGCAAAGCCAUACCGUGCAGGAAUACAGUCGGGAAACACAGACUCAAGUCCAAACCCAGGGGAUUCAAAACCACGCCCCACAGGCUACAGUCGACAACCCACAUAUUCAAAGCCACGCCUCACAGGCUCCAAUUGUCAAUCCACAGACCCAAACCCACGCCCCACAGACCCAAACCCACGCCCCUCAGAUCCAAAGUCACGCCCCUCAGAUUCAAAGCCACGUCGCACAAACUCCAUUCGACGCCCCUCAGCUUGAAAGAUAUGCGACGGACCCUACUCAAACUCAAAACUAUCGGUCACGGCUUUGGAAUAACUCCCGUUCCGAGGAGGUCAGCACAGCCCAACCUGGAAACAGUGUUAUACGAAUGUCUGGAGACCAUGUUAAUGAGAGAGCGCUGCAAAAUCCAGCAGCUGCCUCCAGCAGUACGCGAGGCCUUGUGGCAGUGACUGAGAGAAGCGUCGGGAAUGAAGAUGACGGCAUGGCUCAAAGGCUGGAGAGGCCCGUUGAUGAUGUUUCUUCUGCGACCAGGAGCGUCGAUGUACUUUCACCUCGAGUAUUUUCCAGCCACGUUGUUGUCCUUCCUCGAAUAGACUCGGUAAAUCAGAGCAACGAGAGAGAUGAAAUGAUAGAACUUCGACCGCGCCCACAUCUGAACCUCCCAGAGAACAAUGGAGGCACUGCUCAGACGACGUGCUUUGAUGCUCGCGACGCUGUUGCCACGGAAAACUCAUGUGUGAACCAGUCAAGGUUACCACCGAGUGCAGAUAGUGGAUAUCUUCCUGCAGUGUCUUCUCCUGGCUAUGAAAUCUCUCCCAUGCCUUCAGUUCUAAACAGCGCCCCUACCCUGAAUCCAAACUCACUAGAGGGAAUAACGGAUUUACCUGAAAGAAGGUGGGAAGAAUGUGAGGACUCUUCAGAGGAAGCCCACCACCAAACUCUGAGGAAACGUACUUCUACCGAUGAUGUCUUUCAGCGACUCGGCACGUGCACUGGAGAUCCGAACUAUCUAGAACAGAGCAACGAAAAACUAAAAAGAGACAAACAACUCGGGUCACUCAUUCGUCCAGAGAGCAGAGCCCAUGCCUCUGAACGUGAGUGCGCUGACGACUCUCCAUUGCACUUGAGCCAGGAAGAUCUUCUCCUGUUCCGGAAUCCACCUGAAGAUGUUCUCCGGACGCUGUAUACUCCGACACAGUGUAGCCGGACCAGCAUUGUACAGGGAAAACUGCUCGUCCACAUCGCCAAGACUAUUGACAGUAGAGGUGGAGAACUCUACCUUGACAAGAUGGGUAUCCGACUGCGAGUUCCCCCCCUUGCCAUCCUGCCCGGGAGGAGACAACUGAUCUGUUUGGUGCUCAACUGGGACCUCUCGGACAACCCAGGCAUGCUCAGACAGGAAGCGCUUGUGAGUCCUGUCAUCUUCUGCGGGCCGCAUGGACUCACAUUUGACAAACCAUGCACGAUCUCCUUCAAACACUGCGCCUUUGACUCCAGGUUCGCUGAGAUCCGAUGCAGUGACACGGACCUGUUCGACUCCAAGGAGUGGUCGAAGAUGCCAGCCGUCGUACAGAGCCAGGGUCGAGGGGAGAAAGGGCAGGAUGAUGCGAGCGAGAGGCAACAAGGCGACGAUCAAAAAAAUGGUGACGUCGAAACUGAAGAGACGACUUCUAAAGUGCAGAGGGCUCAGUACUUCACGUCUGAUGAGUGCCAGGUAACGUCGGUUGCUUGAUUUGUUUGUUUGUUUGUUUGUUUGUUUUGUGUUCUGUUUUGUUUUGGUUUUU